Micropterus dolomieu (smallmouth bass) is the source of this 6063-nucleotide messenger RNA. It is a transcript of the gene ror1, whose product is annotated as receptor tyrosine kinase-like orphan receptor 1. Gene Ontology annotation, biological process: positive regulation of kinase activity; positive regulation of canonical NF-kappaB signal transduction; multicellular organism development. Bases 260 to 3136 code for a protein of 958 amino acids. NCBI's taxonomy places the organism in Eukaryota, Metazoa, Chordata, Actinopteri, Centrarchiformes, Centrarchidae. Gene Ontology annotation, molecular function: protein binding; ATP binding; protein kinase activity. The transcript is spliced from 12 exons. Gene Ontology annotation, cellular component: signaling receptor complex. The record is from RefSeq and is a predicted model, not a curated record.
AGAGACAGACAGAGAGGGGGAAAGUGAGUUGGGCUCCGGCGAAGAGGAAAAAGACAGAAACCAGGAGACAAAUUUCUUCCAGACUCUCACUUUUUUUUACCAAGAGGUUUGUCGUGCGCUUUCAAAGCGCAGCGGAAAACAGCACACGCGUUAUCACGAAUCUGUAUUUUGAGUCGUUCAUUUUUGGAAGGGCUCAAAAUUAAAUUUUGAGUGUAGUGGAUGUGAAAAGCGGGCUUCGGUUUAACACAGAGCCGGAGGAAUGUAUCCAAUGCAGGCAGCGGCAAGCCAGCUUCUCUGGAGAUAUCCAGCCUGCGCUCUCUGGAUGGCCCUGCUCCUCCAAAGUGUCCUGGACCUCAGCGCGUCUGGGUCUGAGUUUCCCCAAGACCCGAGUGUGCUAGCUACCACUACAUGGAACACCUCUAGUGAUGGGCCCUUCUUCAUCCGUCUUGAAGCUCCCAUGAACAACAUCACCACCUCUCUGGGCCACACAGCUGAGCUUUUCUGCCGUGUGUCCGGCAACCCGCCGCCCGCUGUGCGCUGGCUAAAGAACGACGCCCCGGUGGUGCAGGAACCACGACGGAUCUCAUACCGAUCCACGCCUUAUGGAUCACGCCUCCGCAUCCGCAACCUGGACACUACUGACACUGGCUACUUCCAGUGCAUGGCCACCAACACCCAGGGAACCGUUUCCACCACAGGCGUGCUGUUUGUGAAAUUCGAUCCACUCCCUACACCUCUGACAGGAAGGCCAACGGAGGAUUUUGAUGAGGAGGGAUUCUGCCAGCCGUACAGAGGUAUAGCCUGCGCCCGCUUCAUCGGCAACCGCAGCAUCUUUGUCGACUCGUUGCAGAUGCAGGGCGAGAUCGAGACCCAGAUCACAGCGGCCUUCACCAUGAUCGGGACAUCCAACCAUUUGUCCGAUCGUUGCUCCCAGUUUGCCAUCCCUUCUCUCUGCCACUUUGCUUUCCCGACAUGCGACCGCAGCUCUGGUACCGACAAACCUCGGGACCUGUGUAAGGACGAGUGUGAGAUCCUGGAGAACGACUUGUGUAAGACAGAGUACAUCAUCGCUCGCUCAAACCCCAUAAUCCUGAAGAGACUGAAGCUGCCAAACUGUGACGACUUGGCUGCCUCUGACAGCCCCGAGGCUGCCAACUGUCUGCGGAUCGGCAUCCCCAUGGCCGAGCCCAUAAACAAGAAUCACAAGUGUUACAACAACAGCGGGGCAGACUAUAGAGGGACCGUCAGUGUGACCAAGUCGGGGCGUCAGUGUCAGCCGUGGAACUCCCAGUAUCCUCACAGUCACACCUACCUGGCUGUCCGCUAUCCAGAGCUGAAUGGAGGACACUCGUACUGCCGCAACCCCGGGAACAAACACGAGGCUCCCUGGUGCUUCACUCUGGAUGAGGGGGUCCGCAUGGAGCUCUGUGACAUAGCCAUCUGUGACCAUAAAGACAAGUCUGGUGGCAGUAACAUGGAGAUCUUGUACAUCCUGGUUCCCAGUGUGGCGAUCCCGUUGGCCAUUGCCUUGCUCUUCUUCUUCAUUUGCGUGUGCCGCAAUAACCAGAAGUCCUCCAGACCUCCUGCCCCUCGCCAGCCCAAACCAGUCCGAGGACAAAACGUUGAGAUGUCCAUGCUCACGACUGCCUACAAGCCAAAGAGCAAGGCCAAAGAGCUUCCUCUGUCGGCUGUGCGUUUUAUGGAGGAGCUUGGAGAGUGCACUUCAGGGAAGAUCUACAAGGGUCACUUGUAUCUGCCAGGCAUGGACCAGGCACAGCUUGUGGCCAUAAAGACCCUGAAGGAUAUCUCCAGUGCUCAGCAGUGGAGCGACUUCCAGCAGGAGGCCGCAGUGCUGACGGAGCUGCAGCACCCAAACGUGGUGUGCCUGCUAGGUGUGGUGACCCAGGAGCAGCCUGUCUGUAUGCUGUUUGACUUUUUGCCCCAAGGCGACCUCCACGAGUUCCUCAUCAUGCGUUCACCACACUCUGACGUUGGCUGCAGCAGUGAUGAGGACGGCACUGUGAAAUCUAGCCUGGAUCAUGGAGACUUCCUGCACAUGGCCAUACAGGUGACUGCAGGGAUGGAGUACUUGGCCAGCCACUUUUACAUCCAUAAAGACCUUGCAGCUCGGAACAUUCUAGUAGGAGAACAGCUCCACGUCAAGAUCUCCGAUCUGGGUCUCUCCAGAGAGAUUUACUCCUCAGACUACUACUGCCUCCAGCCCAAAACUCUUCUGCCCAUCCGGUGGAUGCCCCCCGAGGCCAUCACUUACGGCAAGUUCACCACAGACUCAGACAUCUGGUCGUUCGGAGUUGUGCUGUGGGAGGUCUUCAGCUAUGGUCUACAGCCCUAUUACGGCUUCUCCAACCAAGAAGUGAUGGAGAUGGUGAGAAAGCGACAGCUGCUGCCCUGCCCCGAGGACUGUCCGCCAAGGUUUUAUGGUUUGAUGACUGAAUGCUGGCAGGAGGGACCAGCACGCCGGCCGCGCUUCAAGGACAUCCAUGCCCGCCUUCGAGCCUGGGAGGGGAUGUCAUCCCACGCCAGCUCCAGCACGCCAUCUGGUGGUGGAGGCAAUGCCACAACCCAGACCACCUCACUCAGCGCCAGCCCUGUCAGCAACCUUAGCAACCCCCGCUACGCUGCUGCUGCCGCUGCUGCUGGGUACCUCUACCCAGCCCAGGCUAUUCCCUCACCAGGCCAGAUGGCUCCGAUUACAGCCUGGACACCGAUGGCUGUGACUCAAACCCACCAGCGCUUUAUCCCCGUCAAUGGAUACCCCAUCCCGCCAGGAUACGCAGCUUUUCCAGCCCACUUCACUGCCCCUGUUCCACCAACCAGGGUAAUCCAGCACCACCUGCCACCUCCCAAAAGCCGCUCACCCAGCAGCGCUAGCGGCUCCACCAGCACGGGUCAUGUCAGCGGAGUGCCCUCCACCACGGGCUCCAACCAUGAUGCCAACACACCGCUGCUUUCCCACUGCAUCAUGCCGGGGAGCGGAGGGCCGGCUCAGAUGUAUGGACAAAUUAGCCAGAAGGGGAUGGGACAACUGGACCAUGCAUCGCAAACAUCAGCACUGCUGACUGCUGAUUCGGAUGUACUGAUGUACAACGACUCGGUCAUCACCGCAGAUCUGUAGAUAGAGGGAUACUCACGCUCUCUCUGCUCGGGACCCAAAUUUGAGAAGUUUAGCCUCUCACCCAGGGACCCAGUCUAACAGCUCUGAUCACAAGGAGACCCAACAGAAACUGGCCAGUGUGCAGCAAACACUGCCGCAGCUCCAUAAGUAUAUUCAUAGCUGUCUGACUUUUUAAUGCCUUAUUGUUUAAAGCAAGUGUACUUACUACCAUGGCUUGAAAAUGUUAUUAUUUUAACCUCUGUGUAAAUACGGUUAUAAGUCCAGAAUGAAUGAGUGAAAUAGAAGAUAUAUAUUCAAAAGAACUUUUUAUUAAGGAAAAAAAAUUAAAUUUAAAGGUGAAAACAUAGUCCAUCCUGUGUCCUAAGAAAUGGUUUGUGAUUAGAAUCUGACAAGUUCCUGUGUCAACAAUUUUUGAUGCAGGAUGUGAAGAAAACACUGACAUUCAUACCAUGACCUUCAUGUGCCUUUCAGCAGUGGUGUGACUUGCAUGUUUCUGGACAUAUUAAAACACAAAAAUGUGCUGCACGUUUGCUUGUACAGUGAAAGAAACAGCAUUUAGCAAGCAAUAACCAAGAAAUAAAAAUGGGAACAGCAGACUGAACAAACAAGAAGUUCAUCAGCUUUUAUGGAUCAUCACCGACCCGCUGCCAAUUCACCAGUGUUCAAGCCGUACAGGUUCCGGCCUUUUGGCUUUCACGUAUUGUAGCCCGGCUAUGUGACGGCCCUCAUCGAAGCAGCUGGAGUUCAAACUGAAACAGAUUGGCUACAGAUGUUAAGCUGGUGAAAAUACUCAUCCAGGCAGUGAGAUCUGGCAGAGUGCAUCAUCAUGUUCACACAAAAUCCCUUCAGAAAUGACACCUGAAUGUUUUUUGUGUAACCUAAACAUGACUAUCUGACACUUUUUCAACAUGCACACAAGCCUCUUUUUUCAAAUCUCAGUAUACUGCUUUCCAGGCUAAGGAACAAGAAAGCUGGGAGUACUUCUGAUGGGACAUUAACCUCUUCAUCUGCCUUUCAUUCUCCCUGCCUUCCUCUUUCUCCUUCACACAUCAUUCCUUCAUCACCCCCCACCACCCUUUCUUCUUCUUAUACCAUCUUCGACCCUACCUGCAGCUAUGGCAUCUAACUUCAAAAACUGGCUGCAGAGGACCCCCUACAGAUCUACAAAUGAAAUGACACAGCGCUCAUAUCCCCGACAGCCUCCACAGCUAAGCUGGACCGGUCUCAGGGCAAAAGCUUCAUUCACCAAAUGAGGGCUGAGGUCAAUUUACUGUCAGUGAUGUAAGCUAAAAUGUCACUCUCACAAAAGAACAUUUUUAUUUGUAAAUUAGAUGUGGUGUUUUAAUUUUUUUCAGUAUUUGAAUUUCGAAGGAACUUUGAUUUUAUUCACAGGGCUUCAUUUGUUUGUCCUUUCCUUGGAUCUGUAUUGUGCAAAAAAUAAAUAACUGUUCAAGACAUGGAAGUACUCAAAGUAAGAAGGGUUAAAACACAUACAGUAAGUGUCGUAGUAGAUAAUGUCAACAUCACAAAAAUGGGCCUCAGUUGGACUUUUGUAAGGAUCACUUUCAUGAGUUGGGGACAGAUUGUAUCACUGUGUGCAGAGAGAUUUAUGAAUGUUGCUUUUAUUUGGUUCACUAUCAGUAAAUGGUUGGUAUCAUGGUAUCAGUGGUAGGCAUGGUAACAGUAAACACCUGGUGCCAGCUGUACUGAUAUGUAUGUGAUCCCAACAAGAGCAAGUGCAGGUUUUAAAAGAACAAACUUAAUCUAUUUUGUCGGAGUUUCCUGAUUCUUCAAAAUUAUAGCUGUAUUUAUAUUUCAACAUGUCCAGUAGCAGGUAGUCAUGUAUGAUUCUGAAUGCAUUUACUCAAAUAUCCUUUUGUGAUAAGAGGUUUGUGUGAUUGGCAAAUGAUUAAUUCUCAGUCCUGUAAUGACACAAAUGACACCUAAGUGAUUAUUUGAUUAAGGUUGAUUAGAAGCUAAAUAUGAAGCUUUUGUUAUUUUUAAGAAAAAGUCAUAGAAGCCUGUGUAGUUAGACAAUCAUUGGUUUUGAAUGGUCAUAAAAGUGUCCCAGACUGUACAUGUGUUGCACUCUGCUGUUGUACAGACUAUCAUUCUAUCAGUCAGCUGUAUUGGCUAAACAGUACCACACAAGGGUGCGCUGCCAGCAUUUAGCUGUGGAUGUUCAUUUUUUUAAUGGUUAAGUUUUAAGUUGACAUUUGUGGAAUGUAAAUAGACAAGACGUCUGUGUAAACCCUUGGCUACUAUCUGAUUCAGUUCACUGUAGAGUUAAAAUAAAUCAGUUUUACAUUAGGUUGAGCUUUAGUUUACCCCAAGAUAAUUUAUUCAAACCAAAUAUGGUCAACAGAAGCUGAUUGUCUGCCAUUAGCAAAAUGAAGGGAGAAGCUCAUGUUUCCACCUUGGGAAGAGAUUUGUACCUCAUGUCAAAUCUAGUCCACAAUUAUUUGAAUCAUUUUAAGUUAACUUUCCCAUUGAGUUUUCUUUUUUUUUUCUCAGUGAUGUCUUUUGUCUCAUUACAUUACAUGUACAUUAUCUUUUUGUUCCUCUAAAGCAGAUCGAGCUACCUUGGCAUCUGAGUUUGUACAGGUGACCUCCAGCAUGUAAAGGAUUUAUGUGUACUAAUAUAGCAGUGCAAAAACCACUUGUACACAAGACUGUGAAUCUUAAUCAAGUCUAUGUAUUUUUAUAUUUGGAGAAAAAUCAUUAUUGUGCUUUUGUUUUGUUUGAGAUCCAUUUUUUUUAAAAAUCAAGUAAAUUUAUAUUUCUGUUCACAUGUACCCAUUGCAGAAGGUUUACAUGCUUAUGCUCCUUUUGACCAAGAGAGGCCUUGUCUUUGUAUUUUGUCUGAACAUUUUUGCACAGAUGUUUUGUAUUGCAAAAUCAUUUAUUAAAUGAUGUUGUUUGUUUAA